CACCCCCAGAUUCCAUUUCCCCAUCUGCCAGGGCUGCCUAUAAAGAGGAGAGAUGGCUUCAGACUUCAGAAGGACACAGGCAGCAGAGAGUGGUCAGUCCCUUCUUGGCUCUGCUGACACUCGAGCCCAGAUUCCAUCACCUGCUCAGAAUCAUUCAGUUGCUGCCGACACGCCGACCGCCUGCUGCUUCAGCUACAUCUCCCGGCAGAUUCCACAGAAUUUCAUAGCUGACUACUUUGAGACCAGCAGCCAGUGCUCCAAGCCCAGUGUCAUCUUCCUAACCAAGAGAGGCCGGCAGGUCUGUGCUGACCCCAGUGAGGAGUGGGUCCAGAAAUAUGUCAGCGACCUGGAGCUGAGUGCCUGAGGGGUCCAGAAGCUUCGAGGCCCAGUGACCUCGGUGGGCCCAGUGGGGAGUAGGAGCCUGAGCCUUGGGAACAUCCCCGUGACCUCCACAGCUACCUCUUCUAUGGACUGGUUGUUGCCAAGCAGCCACACUGUGGGACUCUCCUUAACUUAAAUUUUACUUUAUUUAUACUAUUUAGUUUUUGUAAUUUAUUUUCGAUUUCACAGUGUGUUUGUGAUUGUUUGCUCUGAGAGUUCCCCCUUUCCCCUCCCCCUUCCCUCACACUGUGUCUGGUGACAACCGAGUGGCCGUCAUCGGCCUGCUGUAGGCAGUCAUGGUACCAAAGCCACCAGACUGACAAAUGUGUAUCGGAUGCUUUGGUUCAGGGCUGUGGUCAGCCUGGGGAAAUAAUAAAGAUGCUCUUUUAAAAGGU
Pan troglodytes (chimpanzee) is the source of this 776-nucleotide messenger RNA. Its product is annotated as C-C motif chemokine 3-like. Gene Ontology annotation, molecular function: chemokine activity; CCR chemokine receptor binding. The transcript is spliced from 3 exons. Gene Ontology annotation, cellular component: extracellular region. Gene Ontology annotation, biological process: positive regulation of cell migration; cell chemotaxis; antimicrobial humoral immune response mediated by antimicrobial peptide. NCBI's taxonomy places the organism in Eukaryota, Metazoa, Chordata, Mammalia, Primates, Hominidae. The record is from RefSeq and is a predicted model, not a curated record. Bases 53 to 364 code for a protein of 103 amino acids.